AACAUCAUUUCAAAAGUUAUAAAUUCAUUGAACACAUCAGAAAAGAUUUCAUUUGCUAAUUUUAUUUUGUACAUAAUAAUAAUUAUAAUAAACGAACAAAAAUGAAUAAUUUACGACAAUUAAUCCAUAAAACUAAUAUUCGAGUUUUACGAAAAUAUUCUCAACAAUGCACUACAGAAGUACCAAAACCAGUUACAUUUUUAACAGAUGAUGAAAUUAUGAUGCGAGAUACUGCUGCUCGUUUAGCAACAGAAAAAAUUGGACCGUAUGUACGACAAAUGGAAAAUGAAGGGAAAGUACAUGAUUCUGUUUUAAGUAUGCUCUUCGAAAAUGGGUUGAUGGGAAUAGAAAUUGAUCCCAAAUACAAUGGAACGGGUAGCAAAUUUAUGACCUCAAUGUUAGUCGUUGAAGAACUUUCAAAAGUGGAUGCAGCCGUAGCCGCUAUGGUUGAUAUCCAUAACACCUUAGUAUGUAAUUUAGUAUCAAAACAAGCAAAUGAAGCACAAAAAGAAAAGUAUUUACCAUUAUUAGCAAGCAAAUCGGUCGCAAGUAUUUGUAUUAGUGAACCCAGUGCUGGAAGUGAUGCCUUUGCCAUGAAAACCACAGCAAGAAAAGAAGGUAGCGAUUAUGUAAUCAAUGGAUCAAAAAUGUGGAUAUCCAAUUCGGAUAUCGCUGAUGUAUUCCUGGUUAUGGCAAAUGCUAAACCUGAAAUAGGUUACAAAGGAAUUACAUGUUUUAUUGUUGAACGAAACACACCCGGUUUAACCGUUGGUAAACCUGAAAACAAAUUAGGAAUCGUUGCAUCUGGAACGUGUCAAGUACAUUUUGAUAAUGUUCGAGUACCUGAAACAAAUAUUCUAGGUAAAUUCGGUGAUGGUUACAAAUAUACAGCGGAUAUUUUAAAUGAAGGACGAAUUGGAAUCGCAGCUCAAAUGUUGGGUAUAGCCGAAGGAUGUUUUAAUGCAACAAUUCCAUACACAUUAGAGCGUAAACAGUUUGGAGAACCUAUUUUCAAAUUCCAGGGAAUGCAAUAUCAAAUUGCCCGGACAGCAACUGAAAUUGAAUGUGCGCGUAUGAUGGUGUACAAUGCAGCACGAUUACAAGAGCAGGGUCUCGAACAAGAAGUUCGAAAACAUGGUGCUAUGGCGAAAUUAUUUGCAUGUGAAGUUGCACAAAGAACUACAAUCAACUGUAUUGAUUGGAUGGGUGGUGUUGGUUUCACAAAAGAUUUUCCACAAGAAAAAUUCUAUCGUGAUUGUAAAAUUGGUUCCAUAUAUGAGGGAACAUCGAAUAUGCAAUUGAGUACGAUUGCGAAGUUUAUUGAAAAAGAGUUCAAACAAUAAAAUUUUAAAUAAGUAAAA
Messenger RNA from Chrysoperla carnea, 1361 nucleotides. RefSeq names its product short/branched chain specific acyl-CoA dehydrogenase, mitochondrial-like. The transcript is spliced from 7 exons. Lineage: Eukaryota; Metazoa; Arthropoda; Insecta; Neuroptera; Chrysopidae. Gene Ontology annotation, cellular component: mitochondrion. Gene Ontology annotation, molecular function: acyl-CoA dehydrogenase activity; flavin adenine dinucleotide binding. The record is from RefSeq and is a predicted model, not a curated record. The coding region runs from base 102 to 1343 and encodes 413 amino acids.